AUGCCUAUCAUAAUUGACUCUGUUAAUAUGUUGGAGGAUGUUAUUUUCCUCGAUAUUGACAACAUUGUUCCUUCCUGGGACACAUACUGCUUUGCACUGGAUAUCCACUCUCCUGGACGCAAGAGAGUUGUGUUACGCUUCAAAGAUGCUCAAAUACUUCAGUUGAAAAACGGUAAGGAUGAGGAAGACAACUCACCACUGGCAGAAGAAGGGACGGUGGCCGAGGCAUCAGAGGAUGAUGAAGAGUUGGUGGUCGAGACAUGGGAGAAAGAGUCAGCGGUCCAGACUUCAGAAGAUGAGGAAGAAGAGUUGGUGGUCCCAGUUCCCAUUCCUCUCGCCUCUCCAUGUGACCUUCUUACCAGGCGCCUCGAGAACCCCAAUCCAGAUCCAGGCAAUCCCACUGCACCAUGGCGCUACUACGUGCGUCCAAUUGAUGAAACUCAUCUUAGCGCCAAAGCUGAGAAAAGAUAUGGUGAAGAGGAGCUCCAGGAGAGGUUCAAGAAGCCACGUAAAGUUUGA
Molecule: messenger RNA, 519 nt
Organism: Suillus discolor
Lineage: Eukaryota; Fungi; Basidiomycota; Agaricomycetes; Boletales; Suillaceae
Exons: 3
Coding region: 1-519 (172 amino acids)
Source: RefSeq, a predicted model, not a curated record